Molecule: messenger RNA, 1713 nt
Organism: Penicillium oxalicum
Lineage: Eukaryota; Fungi; Ascomycota; Eurotiomycetes; Eurotiales; Aspergillaceae
Product: chloride channel protein
Exons: 3
Coding region: 1-1713 (570 amino acids)
Biological process (GO): chloride transport; transmembrane transport
Cellular component (GO): Golgi apparatus; membrane; early endosome
Molecular function (GO): voltage-gated chloride channel activity
Source: RefSeq, a predicted model, not a curated record
AUGAUUUACUACUCUGCUGCCGGCAGUGGAGUGGCGGAAGUCAAAGUCAUCAACAGUGGAUUUGUGCUGCACGGUUACUUGGGUUUGAAAACACUCGUGGUCAAGACAGUUGCAUUGAUCUUUAGCGUUUCGUCGGGUCUCAGUCUCGGCAAAGAAGGCCCGUAUGUGCAUAUUGCGACCUGUGUCGGUAACAUCUGCUGUCGAAUCUUCUCGAAAUAUAACCACAACGACGGCAAACGCCGCCGUGAGGUGCUCAGUGCCAGCGCGGCGAGUGGUGUCGCUGUUGCGUUUGGUGCCCCCAUCGGUGGAGUUUUGUUCAGUCUAGAGGAGGUCAGCUAUUACUUUCCACCCAAGACCUUGUUCCGGACGUUCUUUUGCUGCAUUGCCGCUGCGUUGUCCUUGAAAUUCCUGAAUCCAUAUGGCACGGGCAAGAUCGUUCUGUUUCAAGUGCGCUACAGCACGGACUGGGAGAUUUUCGAGAUCAUCAUCUUCAUGUUCCUCGGUGUUCUUGGCGGUGCUCUGGGCGCGCUAUUCAUCAAAGCUUCAAGCUGGUGGGCGCGCACGUUUCGUCGAAUCGACGCUAUCAAACGUUGGCCGAUGCUCGAGGUCUUCCUCGUCGCCCUGCUUACGGGUGUGGUGAGCUUCUGGAACCGAUACACCAAGUUGCCCGUCACCGAGCUGCUCCUUGAGCUUGCCAGCCCAUGUGAAGGUGAAUCGUGGUCGAGCACUGGGCUGUGUCCCAGCGAAGACGGGAUUGUGGAGAUUAUCCAGUAUCUGGUCGUGGCCUUUGUGAUUAAGAGUCUCCUCACCGUUAUUACCUUUGGUAUCAAGCUACCCGCUGGCAUCUACGUGCCGUCAAUGGUUGUGGGUGGUUUGAUGGGGCGCAUUGUCGGGCAUUCUGUACAGUACUGGGUUGCGAAGAAUCCAACCUUCUUCCUGUUCGACGCGUGCCCCAAUGUGGCGGGGAUGGAAUCAUGUGUCACCCCCGGUGUCUAUGCCAUGGUCGCAGCCGGUGCCACCAUGUGCGGCGUCACCCGCCUGUCGGUCACUCUUGCGGUCAUCCUUUUCGAAUUGACUGGCAGCUUGGAUCACGUGUUGCCGUUCUCCCUGUCUGUGCUGUGUGCCAAGUGGACCGCAGACGCCUUGGAACCACGAAGCAUCUAUGACCUUUUGACUGAUAUGAACUCCUACCCCUUCCUCGAUAAUAAACUACAACCUCUCACCGACGCUGAGCUGGGUGACAUUGUCCGUCCGCCUCACCGAGGGCGGAUCAUUGACAUCACCAACUCGGCCUUUGUCCCCGCAACUGAGCUCCGUCGAAAGCUCGAGCAUCUUCUGAUGGGGGGUGAGCUGGAUAGCGGCUUGCCCAUUCUUCGCGAUGGUGUACUGACCGGUCUCAUUCCGGCGCCCGACCUCGAAUUCGCGCUCGACUCCCUUGGUGAGCAGGAAGACAACACUCAUUGUCUGAUGGCCAUGGAUGCUUCGAUCGCUGUCUAUGAUAGCGAAAACGAGAAUGUGGUGCAGGAGGAUUUCACUCGAUUCAUUGAUCCGGCACCCAUUUCCCUCGACGUGCAUUCGCCCAUCGAUCUUGUUUAUCAAUGUUUCGCCAAGCUCGGUUUGCGAUAUCUAUGCGUCUUGCAGAACGGCCAGUAUGCAGGAUUGGUGCACAAGAAGGCCUUUGUGAAGUAUAUGAAAGAGCAUGAGAAAGAAUGA